AUGACCCGGGGCGUGAUUUCCGGUGAGAUGAGGGGAGGGGGCCUCCUGAGCCUCGAGUGCCUGGUCUAUGCUGCCGAGGAGCACCCAGCCACUUUUCAGAGCCUGAUGCAGAAGCGGGACGGCAAGCGCAGUGACUGGGAAUACCCCUUUGCUGCCGCCGGGGUCAAUCUCACGUUCAUGCUCGCGGGGUUUGAAGCUUUUGCAAGCCUCGUUGUAGCUGCACAGGUCCUGCUCGACAGGAUCUGGCUGGAAAAACGAGCCUCUUACAUGGAGUUCCAGGCAGUGCUUAGGGAGACCCAGGAGCAGCUGGAAGGACAGCUAACCCAGCUACUGCCGGGUCAGGGGCCAGAAGUGCUGCUGCUUCGCUUGAAAGAUGACUCCUGA
Auxenochlorella protothecoides is the source of this 384-nucleotide messenger RNA. RefSeq lists its product as hypothetical. NCBI's taxonomy places the organism in Eukaryota, Viridiplantae, Chlorophyta, Trebouxiophyceae, Chlorellales, Chlorellaceae. The record is from RefSeq and is a predicted model, not a curated record. Bases 1 to 384 code for a protein of 127 amino acids. The transcript has 4 exons.